This is a messenger RNA of Microplitis mediator, 682 nucleotides long. RefSeq lists its product as uncharacterized. The record is from RefSeq and is a predicted model, not a curated record. The coding region runs from base 107 to 682 and encodes 191 amino acids. The transcript has 3 exons. Lineage: Eukaryota; Metazoa; Arthropoda; Insecta; Hymenoptera; Braconidae.
GGAAGUAAGAAUUACAGAAGUUUCGAGACAACAUUUCAGUAUUUUUCGUAAACCAGUGUUACAAUAUUUGAAAGUUUAUUAUUUACAAAAAAUAUCAACCUUAAUUAUGAAGAUUCAAGCACUUUUGGAUUGUUUUGAUGAUAAAGAUUUGACGGAAAUUCAUGAUAAAGAAAAUUUUAACAGGAAUUUUAUACUUCGGUUUCUUGGUUUUGUCAUGCCUGGGGUGCUCACGUUUUCUACUUUAAUAAUAUAUUCAACAAUUCAAGGGCUUUCAGAAGAAGUUUUUUACGACUUUCGGGUUUUUAUACCUAUUGUCACAAUGAUUUCUGCAGAAAUACUGAUAUUGGGUAUGUUAGUUUAUAAUCUAAAGCCGGAAAAUCCAGGCGAGAUUCUAUCUAUAUUCAAAAAAAUGUUUGUGCCUAUUACUGAAUUAGCAUUAAUCAUUCUUAUAAGUAUUGGUUACCAGUCUCUAACUUAUGAUAUAAUUGCACGCGAUGCAGAAAGGCAAACACCUGUAGUGAAGUUGACAUUGUUCACGUAUUUUGCAUAUUUUCUGGCCACCUUUAUGGUUUUGUCGGCCUAUUAUCGCCGCAAUACACGAUGUACCACUGAUUUGGAUUCUGAGAACUGUAUUAAAGAUCAAGAAAUUUGUAAUGUAGAAUCGAAUCAUUUACUUAUGUAA